UGAACUAAAAUUUCUUUGGGUUUUUAAAGCCAAAAGAAAGACGUCCACAAAAGAUUCAGCAUUCCCAAAACAAACAGAAAAUUAAGUAAUUGGUGAAAGUUAUUGAAAAAUUUAAUAUAACUAAAAUGAUUAAAGCUAUCUUAGUUUUCAAUAAUCAUGGUAAACCACGAUUAUCGAAGUUCUAUCAAUAUUUUAAUGAAGAUAUGCAGCAGCAAAUCAUUAAAGAAACAUUCCAGUUAGUAUCAAAAAGAGAUGACAAUGUGUGUAAUUUUUUAGAAGGUGGAAGUUUAAUUGGGGGAUCUGAUUAUAAAUUAAUUUAUCGACAUUAUGCAACUCUUUAUUUUGUAUUUUGCGUUGAUUCAUCAGAAAGUGAAUUGGGAAUUUUAGAUUUAAUUCAAGUUUUUGUUGAAACAUUAGAUAAAUGCUUUGAGAAUGUUUGUGAGUUAGAUUUAAUCUUUCAUGCAGAUUCAGUUCAUCAUAUAUUAGCUGAAUUAGUAAUGGGAGGAAUGGUUUUACAAACAAAUAUGUCGGAUAUAUUAUCAAGAAUUGAAGAUCAAAACAAAUUAAUGAAACAAGAGGCUGGAUUAUCUAUGGCACCAGCAAGAGCUGUAAGUGCAGUUAAAUCAAUGAACAUUCCGCAACAGAUAAAAGAUAUGAAAUUACCAGAUUUACCUCAAGCUAUUAAAGAUCUAAAAUUCUGACCGGCAAAUUAUAAUAAUACACAUCAAGGUGGUUUUGAAAAUACUGUUUUGAAUCGUAUUACAUCACCAUCUACGUUAACACAUAGCUCCUCUUAUGUACCAAUUGAAUCUGAAGCAUUUAAUUAUGAUUAUUAUCAAUCUCAUACACUAAGUGGUUCUAAUGUUUAUGAUGAAAAGUCAAAGUUGGAUGAUAGUAAAGAAAUGGAUGAAUCAACUUUUUUAGGUACAAGUAGAAAUUUGGUGAAAAAAAUUGAAAAUAUACCAGAAAAGAAAUUGUCUAAAAAUCGUAAAAAAUCUAAGAAAAAAUCUCAUCAAUGUGAAAAAGUUGCAAAAAACAAUAAAAAUCUUAUUGACGUGUCAUCGUAUAACGAAUUAUCUUCAUAAUUAUUUAAAAAUUUAGGUCAAUUCAAAUAAUCAUAAAAAAUUCAAAAAUAUAUUUUAGUAUAUAAAAAAAAUAAAAUCAUAAUAAUAAUAAUGAUAAUAAUAUACGAAAUUCAAAAAAUUUAUUUUAUAAUAUAAUUACAUACAUAAUUGAAUACAAUAAAAAUAUACAUAUGAUUAAAAUUU
Condylostylus longicornis is the source of this 1268-nucleotide messenger RNA. It is a transcript of the gene or, whose product is annotated as AP-3 complex subunit sigma-1. Bases 126 to 701 code for a protein of 191 amino acids. Lineage: Eukaryota; Metazoa; Arthropoda; Insecta; Diptera; Dolichopodidae. Gene Ontology annotation, cellular component: AP-3 adaptor complex; intracellular membrane-bounded organelle; membrane coat. The transcript has 4 exons. The record is from RefSeq and is a predicted model, not a curated record. Gene Ontology annotation, biological process: Golgi to vacuole transport; intracellular protein transport.